Molecule: messenger RNA, 2058 nt
Organism: Anopheles bellator
Lineage: Eukaryota; Metazoa; Arthropoda; Insecta; Diptera; Culicidae
Gene: pon
Exons: 1
Coding region: 1-2058 (685 amino acids)
Source: RefSeq, a predicted model, not a curated record
AUGCCUUUAGCUGUGGAGGGCAACUUUUGUGAACCCGAACCUGCCGCGGCAAUGUCGGAAACACCGGGCAAGAAGCGCAAGCGGAAUGCCGAAACGAAUCCGUUCCUAAACUUUGCCGACCAAACGUUCAGCAUUUCGUCGUCGACGCCGAUCCGGAACCGCCAGAUCGAUGGGAGCGCGUUCGAGAACCCGUCGUUCCGGGGAUGCAACAAAGAAAAUUACAACAUAUUUUCCGACUCUUGCAUGGAAGUCAAAUCGAUCGCCGAUUUGGCCGCAUCCUCAGCUGGCAACCGACCGUCGGUGGUCAGCGUCGGCACUGACGCGAAUCCGUUCGAGGUGAUCCGGAAGCCACCGAAGAAGAAAAAGAAACACCAUGAAGCGGCCGGGCUGGAGGAGAGUUGUUUCGAGAAUCCGUGCCUUAAUUUGGCCGCAGCCGACAAGAAACCGCUGAAUCCGUUCGAGGUGGUGCGCGAUGGGGAAGAGUGUAAACGCAAGGAGGCCGAGGACAUGAGCCGUUGCUUCGUGAACAGCGCCCUCAGCAUCCGUGAUCGACCGGAGACCGGUGAACGGCUCAAUCCGUUCGAAAUAGUUCGUGCCAGGCAGGCAGAAGCGAAGGAUACCGCCACCGGACCACAGGCACAGGAGUUGGCGGGAAUCGAGAAUCCGGCACUCGAGCUUCCUACGUACGCGAUCGCAGUUCCGUUCACACCGUCGUUAAAGCAUCGUAUCAACUUCCACGAGCUGCCACCGGGUGCUCUGACACCGUGCCAGCUGCUGGCGAACAUGGUGGUUUGUAGCCCCGUUCCGGGCCACCAGUCGGCAACGGAUGUGCCGGAGGAACGGGACACUCCGAGGCGGAAUGCAACGGUCACGCUGGUCAAACGGCGUUCACUGUCGGUCAUCAACGAGGAGUCGGAUAUUGGGGAAAAGCUGGACUGUUACCAGCUGGAACUUGAGAACAGCAUGAAUGAGGCGAGGGUUCGGAAGGAACUUGCGAGCGAGGCAACCCCUGGAGCGUACAGCGGAACCGCACCUAGACGGCGUUCGGUUCGCCGCAGUCUUAUGGACGUAAAGCACAUAAGCAACCUAUCGCAGAAACUGCGUGAGCUGGCGGACUGCGACGAGAGCGAUGUGACGAGCUUGGAACCGGACACGGAGGACGAGGACAAGGAGAACAAACAACCGGCGGAAGAAAAAGAGGAGCACAAGAAGGCUGUCGAAAAGGAACAAGUUCCGACGAUGGCGGUCGUUCCGGAAGAGAAGACUGAACAAGCAACGAACCAAACUGACGCUACCAAUGCGCUGGAGAGGAAGGAGGAAAACCAAAUCACUUUCACCAUCACCAAAGAAACGAUCGUACGGGAGGAGAUCCGUAUCGACGUCUCGAAUCCGGACGUGCAGUUCGAGGAGGUGGACGACUUCGAAGACGAAGAACAGGACGUGGAACUGUUGAACAAUCCGGCCCCGUUCCAGCGGGCCUAUCGCAAGAAGGAACCAGCGCCGGUCUGCGACGAGUUCAAGUGUCCGGCAAACAUCCCUGAUGGCCGGGAAGGUGGCACUGGAAAAUCGCACAAGGUGCGCGACGUAAUCCGUCGUAGUUUUCGCCGGUUGAUCCCACGGCACCAGUCGGUGUCGAUACCGCCGGAAGGCCACGAGAAAGCGAAGGAAACGGAAGCAAAACAAUCUGGCGCCGAAGAGGCUCACGGACACGGAUUGAUUUCAAGCAUCCGCCACAGUCUUCGUCGUCGCCACCCGAAGGCAGCACCCGCGGCGGAAUCCGAAGGCGACCGUAAGUCGUCGGAAGCGGAAGCAGCCGUCGACUCUGCGCUGGAGAUGUCCAUCAUUGCCGAGCAACCACGGGCCGUGUUUCGCCAACCGUCGCUGGAGCAGUACACCCCGAUUGCGGCGGCCCCGUCCGGAGGGGCCACACUGCGAAGCAGCUUCCGCCGUUCGACCAAAGACAUCGGCAAGCAGAUGAUGAAGUCGGUCUUCCGCAAACAGACCGCUUCUGGCGAUCUGGCGACGGAGAAUGGCCAACGCGUUGGACCGUUGGUCUGA